AGGUAAGAAAAUAGGUAAGGAAAGCGUGCCACAAACCGCCGCAGCGGCACCAACAGCCACAGUUCACCAAGCAGCGAACCCAAAUGCACCACCGCAUCAUCAGCAGUUGGUCAUGCAACAGCAGGCAGCCGCACAACAAGCCGCUGCCCAGAGAGCAGCCAAUCACCAGCAGUUUUUGCAACAACAACAAAUGCAAAUGCAACACAGACAGCAACAGCAGCAGCAGCAGCAGAUGAUGAUGCAACAGCAGCAGCAGAAACAGCAGGCGUACCCACACGCACAGCCCAACGGAUCUCCGAGCACGACACCAGCGCAGGCACCAAAGACAACGGACACAACACCUGCACCUCAGCCUGCGAGUGGGACCACUCCGGGUAUCCACCCGUCCCGAAUGGCGGCCUUCGGAGGUGCCAAGGGUGCCGCAGCUGCGGUAGGAGCUGUGGGUCAACAACCCACUGCUGCACAAACCACCACACCCACAGCGCCUCAGCAAUCACAGCAGAACGCCCCACAACAGCAGCAAUCGCAACAAAUGCAGCAAUUCCCAGGAAUGCGUCCUGGCAUGCAGCCGAUGAUGCCGGGCUUUUCGGGUAUGGGACCACGCUCUGGGUUCGGCCCUGGAAUAAUGCCUAAUAUGGGCAUGGGGGGACCGGGAAUGAUGCCUAACAUGGGUAUGGGUAUGAUGAGACCCCCACAACAACAGGGACAGUGGCCGCCUCAACCGCAACAGCCUAUGCCACAGCCAGGUCAACCACCUGCCAAAAAGCCCAGGAUGGAUGGGCAGCAGUAGAGCCAGACCAGACCGAUGAUU
This is a messenger RNA of Sphaeroforma arctica JP610, 811 nucleotides long. RefSeq lists its product as hypothetical. Lineage: Eukaryota; Ichthyosporea; Ichthyophonida. The transcript has 4 exons. The annotation marks the transcript as partial. The record is from RefSeq and is a predicted model, not a curated record.